AUGCCCCAUCGCCCCACGGCCGAUGGCCCAUUGGAGAGAGAAGAGUAUUUGGCUGCUCUAGCCGUGAGGGAUCAGAGGGAGAAGGCCAACGUAAACAUCUACGAUGCCUAUGCUCGUCUUGCCGAUCGCACCGCCGCCCUCACGGCAGUACCAGGCAGCAGCUCGGCCGAUCGCCCUAUACAGCUGAGUGAUUCUCAACGCACUAUCCCAGCUCCACUGGUCACCAAGAAAAAUCAGUCGUCCGAUGUAGGGCCGUCGACAAUGGACCUUCUGAAGAGCACCAGAGCCGACUUGUCGGAGGCGCAACGCUCGCGAUCUGAUCUGCAAGAAAAGCUAGGUAUUGUGACGACAGAAGUUGAGAAGCUGCGCAAGAAGAGCGUCCUGGACAGCCGGCGUAUAAAUGCUCUGGAGAGUGAGAGAUUGAGUCUGCAGCUCCGACUCAAAGACAGGGACGAAGAGUUGAAGGGGAAGGCAAAGCUGCUUGAGGACUUCCAGGAUGAGAUGGCAACUCUAAAUUUGCAACUCAACAUGGCGGACGAAAAGUCUAGCAAACUGCAACGUGAAAACCAAGAGCUGGUUGAUCGGUGGAUGGCUCGAAUGAGCAUAGAAGCGGAUGCCAUGAACGAUGCUUCUAAAUUCUCUUAG
Molecule: messenger RNA, 645 nt
Organism: Penicillium chermesinum
Lineage: Eukaryota; Fungi; Ascomycota; Eurotiomycetes; Eurotiales; Aspergillaceae
Product: ATG16 family protein
Exons: 3
Coding region: 1-645 (214 amino acids)
Source: RefSeq, a predicted model, not a curated record